AUGCUUGAUACUAAUAAGAACAAGAAAGAUAAUCCCUCAAUAGAUCAAUAUGGCUGGGAUUCUCAUAUUAUUUUGCUACUUUUACAAAUAGUUUUACAUAGACAACAAUAUUUAUGCCAUAAAGAUUCUAAUUUAAGUGAAGUUGAAUGUGCCAAAAACCCAGUAAUAGAUGAUUUUAUUUUUAACACCUUCAUAAAUCAUAAGCUAGUCAAAUAUUAUAAUAUUAUGUCUAAAAAUACCCGGAAUUCGGUUGUUCCAACGGAUUUGACAUUGGAGGAAUUGAAACAAAUUGUGCGAUCAAUAUAUUCCAGAGGAUUACCGCAAAACGAAAAUAAUGAUCCAAAUACCUUGGUUGCUUUAUGUAACUAUUACUAUUUUAAGAGGAUAGACGAAUUAGAAAACAAUAUACUUCCGAAAAUUAAAAAACAAUUGCAACAGCAGCAAAACAAGGUUUUGAAUUAG
Saccharomycodes ludwigii is the source of this 462-nucleotide messenger RNA. It is a transcript of the gene SWC7, whose product is annotated as Swc7p. Lineage: Eukaryota; Fungi; Ascomycota; Saccharomycetes; Saccharomycodales; Saccharomycodaceae. Bases 1 to 462 code for a protein of 153 amino acids. The record is from RefSeq and is a predicted model, not a curated record. The transcript has a single exon.